Cladophialophora yegresii CBS 114405 is the source of this 927-nucleotide messenger RNA. RefSeq lists its product as uncharacterized. The record is from RefSeq and is a predicted model, not a curated record. Gene Ontology annotation, cellular component: extracellular region; cell surface; fungal-type cell wall. The coding region runs from base 1 to 927 and encodes 308 amino acids. Gene Ontology annotation, molecular function: 1,3-beta-glucanosyltransferase activity; glucan endo-1,3-beta-D-glucosidase activity. NCBI's taxonomy places the organism in Eukaryota, Fungi, Ascomycota, Eurotiomycetes, Chaetothyriales, Herpotrichiellaceae. Gene Ontology annotation, biological process: carbohydrate metabolic process; cell wall organization. The transcript is spliced from 4 exons.
AUGCAACUUCGCGAGAUCCUCUCCACAGCUCUGGCUACGGCACCGCUGGCAGUGUCCGCAGCCGGCACACUUGGUUUUGCCGUUGGGAACACCAACCCCGACGGCUCCUGCAAGGUGCAAUCCGACUUUGAAGCCGACUUCCAGGCCAUCCAGAGCAACACCGAUGCUCAAUUAGUCCGAACCUACUCCUCGUCCGAUAUCUUUGGCAACCCGUGCCAUACUCCCUCAGAGGUGCUCCCAGCUGCUAAGAAUGCAGGUAUCAAGGUGCUAUUGGGCAUGUGGCCCGACGGCGGUGCAUAUGACAAGGAGAAGGCAGCAAUCGACGAAGCAGAUCCGACUUCAUUCGGCGAUACGCUCUACGGCAUCACAAUCGGCUCCGAGGGCAUGUAUCGUGGCACAUACGACGGCGAUCAGCUCCUAGGCUGGAUCUCCGACAUGCAAAAGUCCUACCCUGAUACACUGCUCGGGACCGCGGACAGCUGGAACUGCUGGAAUAACGGGUCCAUGGACGCCAUCAUCACCAGCGGCAUCCAGUUGAUUCUCGCCAACGGGUUCGCGUACUGGCAAUACCAGGACAUUUCCAACGCCACAAAGACUUACUUUGACGACAUGGCCGCAGCGCUCGGCCACGUCCAGGACGUCACAGGCAGUUUGGACAAGGUGCAUUUCAUGAAUGGCGAAACCGGGUGGCCCGGCACAGGCGGCUCCGACGCCGGCGCGGCCAAAGCAGGCGACGACAACAUGGAGACCUACUGGCACUCGGCCGUCUGCGGGCUCUUGGACUGGGGCGUCGAUCUCUUCUGGUUCGAGGCCUUCGACGAGCCGAACAAGGCCGAUGCCAUCGGCGACAACGGACAAAUAGCGAGCGAGAAGCACUGGGGCAGCUUCAACAGCGAUCGCUCCCCCAAGUUUGACAUGCAUUGCUAG